This is a messenger RNA of Wallemia mellicola CBS 633.66, 1035 nucleotides long. RefSeq names its product HMG-box. The record is from RefSeq and is a predicted model, not a curated record. NCBI's taxonomy places the organism in Eukaryota, Fungi, Basidiomycota, Wallemiomycetes, Wallemiales, Wallemiaceae. Bases 38 to 955 code for a protein of 305 amino acids. The transcript has 2 exons.
UUCAUCUUCAAAUUCAAUAGGAAAGUCAAAUUUUACAAUGGCCAUUGCAGAAACCUCACAUAAAUCACCGUCAAAAUCAACUAAAGGUUCCAAGAAGGAAGCUAAGGAUUCAGUCAAGCGUACUGCUGAUGGAUCUCCUAAAGCUGAAUCAUCUCCAAAGAGAGAAUUCACCGAUCUCGAGCAUGAACUUUUCGCCAACCUUGCCGUAUCUGCUAGAGCAAUGGAUGCACAAUUAAAGAUUAUUAAGCAACUCUUUGCUGAUAACAACAAGGAGCUUAACUUUAAUAAACGCGCUACCAAGCCCCAAAAAGAUCCAGAGGCACCAAAGAGACCUGCUUCUGCAUACCUUCUCUUCCAAAAUGAUCUUCGUACUAGAAAGGAUCCAGCUCAAUCACAAACUGAGUUCAUGGCUCACGUUGGUUCAGAAUGGCAAUCAUUAGGCAAAGAAGAAAAAGAGAAGUACCAAAAGUCAUACCAAAAGGCUUGUGAAGUCUUUGAAAAAGAGAGAGAAAAGUAUGUCAAGUCUGGUAAAGAAGCUGCAUGGCAAAAGCAGAUGCAAGAAUUAGGCGUACCAGCUGAUGCACCAAAGAAGAAGGAAGCUGCCAAGAAGAAGGCUGAACCAAAGGAAAAUAAGGACGACAAGAAGGAAAAGAAGGAUGAUAAGAAAGAAGAAACAAAGCCUGCCAAAGCUAAGGCUGAAAAGAAGGAAGAGAAAUCCUCAACUUCCAAGUCAGCAUCAAAGAGCAAAAAGGAGGAAAAGAAGCCAGAACCUACACCUGCUGCCGAAGAAUCCGACGAAUCCGUCUCUGAAUCUUCUGACUCUGAGUCCGACUCUGACUCUGGUUCAUCCGACUCUGAUUCAUCUGAGUCUGAGUCUGAGCCAGAACCAUUGCCAGAGCCACCAAAGAAGCAAGCUAAGAAGGAGGAGAAGUCAUCUAAGAAGUCAAAGAAAUAGACAUCGGCUAAUAAUAUACAGUAAUCUUUAAACAUAUAUUUUUGUACAACCCUCUUUACGUUAAUGCACUAGUAUUUUUU